AUUUUUUGGUGAGCUUACAUUUGCAUCGAAGUUACAUUAUGACAUCACAUAGUUAAGUUCUCUGUCUUGUAAUUCUAGAAUGGCUGGUUACAGUAACAUUCAAAGGCCGAUCAUAUAGAUGUGUAGAUCCGGUUUCCUUUUCCUCUCGAUCCUCUGAGUAUUUUCAGAGAAUUUAGGAAAAGAGAAUGUCGGACCAAUCCAAAUGCACCACCAUCUAUAUGUCUCGGGAGUUGAGACAGGCCAGCGACAAGGCUUUAUCGACAGGUGCUCAAGAGAUACGCUUUCCAGACCAUAAAUCACCACCAUCUCUUCGAAUUGGUCAAAUUCAGUCACACCAUUUGAGUUUAGGAAUCCGCCGCUCUUUCGCCUCCACGGACCUGCUCACCAAUGCGCAUCCGCAUUCAGCACACAGUGCACUUUCCUUGGACAGCCUGGAGGGGGUGCUAUCGCUACACUCAGACUCUAGAGUGGAGCUCCAGCCUACCAGUGACACCACCCUGAACCCCAGGAGCUCCCACAGCAGCCGGCUUUCCCUGGAGGCCAUAGCGCUGCCUGCAGGCGGGGAGGGGAAGUGCAGCGACGGAAAAAAGAGUUUGGGCACGGAGCACGAGGAGAACUGGCAGGACGCCAGGGACGGCGCCAGCGAGUUGCACCCUGAGGAUGAUGAGGAUUCGGGGUCCCUUGAGUCCAUCGAUGAGGAAGAGGAGGAGGAAGGGUUAAUGGUGGUAAACCUCAAAGCAAGUAAAGAGAAAAGGAAAAAGAGACAUGAUGUGGAGGGGACUUCAACUGAGAGCCCAUCAAAGUACCUACAGGAAUUCCAUAGUUUACCCAAGAGGCUAGUGCCCUCUGAGAUCACCCACUGUCUGUAUGAACUAGAGGAGGAGUGCAGGGGAGUGGAGAGAGAGAGUGACAGUGUCAAAUGGAAGAUGGAGCUAAUUCAUCGCAGCGUGGUCACAGUCCAGGAAACACUGCGGACUCUUCUGAAACGCCUGGUGGAGGCUCAGAGCAACGAAGCCCUGGACCCAACCCCAAUACCGACCACCCACCACCUCCUUUCCACCACCCACCACCGCCCCCCUCACUCACCCUCUCACUCCCUCUUCCACUCCGCCAACCCUCUCUUGCUGGCAGACGCCCCCACCAAGAUCCUUUCCACCUCCCAGGUGAACCAGGUGCCCUCCAACCUGUCCCAGUGUACACACCACCACUGCCUGGCUCACCGUUCCGUGGCGCGCCGUCCAUCCGAGACUUGCCUGACCGAGGCCAAUGCCACCCUGACCCAGGGCCACUGCUGCCCCAGGACCACAAGCCCUGGAACCGCCACCCUGACCAGCUGUGCCCAGCGGGGGAAGGAGAGGGCAGCAGCCCUCCAUGCCAUCACUGACCUGAGGAUGGACGUAGAGCACCUGCGCGCGGCCUAUGAGGAGGGGCGCCAGGAGCACCGGGAGACCCUGGGGGUGCUGAGGGCCUUCCAGAAGGACAUGGGUACCCUGGUGUCCCACUGGCAGAGAGACAGACAGGACAGACAGAAGCAGAGUGACGUCGGCCCACAGCUGGAGGCUAUCAGACAGCAAUCCAACAACGUUACUGAGAUGACUCGGCAGGCAGUUGCUGUGUUCGGUAAAGUGGGGCUUCAAUUGGAGGGGCUGGGAGCAGUAGGAACUCUGGUCCGCUCUGCCUCUACCAAGCUGACACCCAACAGCUCUCUACUGUGCCAGUGCUGCACUUCCAAGACAAUGGAUGGAGAGAGCAAAGAAGACUGAGAGCAAACAUAUAGUAUUGUCUUGAUUGAAACCGUUGAAAUAAAACGUUUAUCUGGAAAUCUUAUCUUC
Messenger RNA from Oncorhynchus kisutch (coho salmon), 1832 nucleotides. RefSeq lists its product as uncharacterized. Lineage: Eukaryota; Metazoa; Chordata; Actinopteri; Salmoniformes; Salmonidae. The coding region runs from base 186 to 1763 and encodes 525 amino acids. The transcript has 9 exons. The record is from RefSeq and is a predicted model, not a curated record.